Molecule: messenger RNA, 2505 nt
Organism: Homarus americanus (American lobster)
Lineage: Eukaryota; Metazoa; Arthropoda; Malacostraca; Decapoda; Nephropidae
Gene: ENGase
Product: cytosolic endo-beta-N-acetylglucosaminidase 2-like
Exons: 12
Coding region: 133-1764 (543 amino acids)
Biological process (GO): protein deglycosylation
Cellular component (GO): cytoplasm
Molecular function (GO): mannosyl-glycoprotein endo-beta-N-acetylglucosaminidase activity
Source: RefSeq, a predicted model, not a curated record
UAAGAAACUCGUAGCUUUAAAACACACACUUCCUCCUAUAUAUUUUCCUUGACCAUACCAGUCACCAGUGAAGUAGCAGCCUUAACAAUAUAUUUACCUCAAACUUGAUGUCCUUUAAGGAGAGACUACAGUAUGUCAUCAAGAGAAGAUUGUGAUUCUGGGGAACUUCAUCCACUGAAGACCUGGGAAGAAUUAAUAGAGUGGAAGGAACCAAGUGUAAACAGUGAUGAGAUCGUCAAUGUGAAGAAGUUGUGCUCUCGGGCAUCCCAUCACCCCCCCACGUACCCAAACACACUUAUUUGCCAUGAUAUGAAAGGAGGGUAUUUAGAAGACAGAUUCUAUAAGGGGUGUGGAAACAAGGAUGCAUACAGGUUUUAUCGCUGGUCUGGAAUUGACAUGUUUGUGUACUUCAGUCACUCCCUUGUUACAAUACCACCACCAGGUUGGAUUAACACAGCUCACCAACAUGGAGUAAAAGUCCUUGGAACAUUUAUCACUGAAUGGGAUACUGGUUCUGCUAUUUGCAAAAAAAUGUUGGCAAGUAAAGACUCGGUAGCAAAUUGUGUGUCACAGUUGGUCAAGAUUGCGAGCUACCACAGCUUUGAAGGCUGGCUCAUCAACAUUGAAAAUGAAAUUGAUCCUGAGCAGAUUGGGCUCCUGAAAGAUUUUGUGCAGCGAUUGACACUAGGGAUGAAAGAAGCUUGUCCCAGUGCAGUUGUGAUAUGGUAUGACAGUGUUACCAUAGAGGGAAAACUGAAAUGGCAGAAUGAGCUUAAUGAUCUUAACAGGGCAUUUUUUGAUGCUUGUAAUGGAAUAUUCCUCAACUACACAUGGACAGAUGAUCAUCUGAAACGAUCUCAAGAAGCAGCUGGUGAGAGAAGUAGUCAGGUCUAUGUGGGUCUUGAUGUAUUUGGACGCAAUUUCUAUGGAGGAGGAAAGUUUAACACCUUCAAGGCCAUGGAAGCUGCUAGAGCCCACAACUUGUCAGCUGCCAUCUUUGCCCAAGGAUGGACUUAUGAAACUCAAGAUAAUUUUGUUGAAGCCGAGAAUAGAUUAUGGGACUCCUUAGCACCGUACCUUGCACAUCACGGGCCCCAGUGUCUACCCUUCCGAACAUCAUUUUGUCAAGGCUUUGGAGAAAAAUGUUUUCUGCGGGGAAAGAUUGUGAGGAAUGAUCCUUGGCAUAACUUGAGUAAUCAACAUUAUCAGCCUCUGUGGUCUCAAGAAGGAGAUGCCAAAUUGUCCUUGGUGACUUGUGACGCCUUCAGUGGUGGUGGGUGCCUGAGCUUAACCACAGCAUCUACAGCUACAGUCAGGUUAUUUGUAUGUGGGAUAAGUUGGAGAUUAGCGCUGCUUGUGUCCGUGUGUUACAAGUGGCAAGGGCCAGUGGUGCCUUUUAGCUUAUUGCUACACCUUGGGCCAACUACCUGCACUGAAGAUGUAGCUACAAUUAAGAGGAUAUUACCACUACAAUGUGAAAAAUAUUCUGACAAACACAUGGAUGAUAAUGCUCAUGCUGAAAGGUGUGCGGAGAUGGAAUCAGGAAGUUCUAAAAUUGAGAAGAACGAUAAAAAUGAUGUGGCUGAACCUUUGUUGGUGGUGGACACAAAAGAAAAUGACUGGACAGUUAAAUCAUUCAUCAUCAAGGAAGUAGAAGGAUGUGAACUGAAGCAAAUUGACAUUAAUUUAGGAGGAGGAUCAACACUCUUAAUUGGAGAGCUUCACAUUAGCAAUCAAUGUAUCAAAGGGGAUCCGUCUAGCUGAGCACCAGAUUGGGAAAGUCUGCUGCUACUUACCGUACUACCAGAAGCACCUUUGGUAGCAAGUUUAAUUUUUUUUAACAGAAUACAAUAAAUUAAUAAAAGCUGCAUCUGAAAUUAACAAUUUGGAAAUAUUCCGAAAUUCAGACCGUAUUUAUUUAUUUAUUUAUUUUGAAAAUGGACCUACUAACUGUAGAAGUUUAUUAAAUCCAAAUUUUGGAAAAGGCCCAACAAUUCUGUUUGAAAGGCAUAGCAAAAAGCAGAUAAUUAAAAAAACAAUUGGAUACAGUAUUUGAGAAUCUGGGCACAUCACAAUUUUCUCUUGCUUCAGUGUGAUGCUGCAUCAGUAGGCCUGGAUUGUUUGUAAAUAAACAGUCAGCAGUUUGGUCUGUGGUUGUGAUAACUUAAUUUAUCCCAGCCUAUAUUUUGGAAAUUAUAAUUUAAUAUCACUUAAAAGACAUACUGUAAGGUGGGGUGUGACCUACUCUGUUGUCUACCUUUUAUCAAUAGCAGUCCAGUUCUCCCAUUAGGCUCAUUUGCUCUUUUUGCUGUGGCCAAUCCAUGAAAAAUCAACUACUUUUAUGGCUAUAUCAAUGACUUCCAAAGAUUUUAUGUAAAAUGUUGCAAAGGAAUCUGAUGUAAAACACUGAAAUUUGCUUAUUUGAAACGUGAUUUACUGUACUGUAUGUUUUUUUUUUAAUAAAUGAAAAUUAUUUAUGAAAUAAUAUAUAAAAAGUACAACUAA